Sinocyclocheilus rhinocerous is the source of this 3070-nucleotide messenger RNA. RefSeq names its product protein kinase C epsilon type-like. Gene Ontology annotation, molecular function: diacylglycerol-dependent serine/threonine kinase activity; ATP binding. The record is from RefSeq and is a predicted model, not a curated record. The transcript has 15 exons. NCBI's taxonomy places the organism in Eukaryota, Metazoa, Chordata, Actinopteri, Cypriniformes, Cyprinidae. The coding region runs from base 697 to 2928 and encodes 743 amino acids. Gene Ontology annotation, biological process: protein phosphorylation.
UGAUGCUUGACCAGAGCCGAAGCAGCGGUUCCAGCAGUGCCGCUCUCACUCAGUCCUCCGCGCAAUAACUGACGUGUUUUGCGCAUUUCCUGGACCAGCCUUCAGACACACACACACACACACACAGUCGGGAGAAAAAGAGGCAGGUCUGCAGGAAACUGAGUACCGACGGACAAACAAGGAUCCUGGAAAAAGCAAGUGAGUGCGGAACCCUUGUAAACACUGGUUCUCCUGUCUAGGGCGAACCGAAAGACGCUUUUGCGAGGAUAACUUUCCUCCCAAUGCGCGGAGGAGACACAUCCAGCGCUCCAGCCAGACGAGGGAACGGGCUGCUCACUCUGAGGAGAUCCAGCAUAUAUUUCUGGCGUAUUUUGAGGUGUGGAAUGCUGGUCGUAUCGCUGCUGAUACACUGUAGCUGUCCUUUUUCAAUCCAACUUGCAUUGCUGACUGCCUACAGCGCCGUUCGGACAGCUUCAAGAUCACAUGCAGGUUGUCCGUAGAUCAUAGCAAUAGAUUCUCUUUCUGUCUGGAGGACCUUCUACACUUUGCAUGCAGAUCCACGAGGACGAAGAAGGGCAUUUACCGUUAUUUCAUAAGGAGAAACAAUCACAAACCGGUGGACCGUGGCAUACACUGGUUGAAUAAUUAACCAGGCGCUGAAGUGGAAUAUUGUUACUAAAGCUUUCAAAAGGGGCCAUGGUGUUUUUUAACGGUCUGCUGAAGAUUAAGAUCUGCGAGGCUUUGGACCUGAAGCCCACAGCCUGGUCUCUGAGACACGCCGUCGGUCCCAAGACGCAAACCUUCCUGCUGGACACGUACAUCGCCCUCAACGUAGAUGAUUUUCGCGUGGGUCAGACCUCGACCAAGCAGAAGACCAACAGUCCCGUCUGGCACGAUGAGUUUGUGACCGAGGUGCACGACGGCCGCAAGAUCGAGCUGUCGGUGUUUCACGACGCGCCGAUUGGCUACGACGACUUUGUAGCCAACUGCACCAUUCAGUUCGAGGAAUUGCUGCAAAACGGCAGCAAACACUUCGAGGACUGGAUAGACUUGGAGCCAGAGGGAAAGGUUUAUGUCAUUAUCGUCUUGUCUGGAUCAUCCAGUGAAGCAGGAAGCUGUGAGAAUGAGGAGCGCGUGUUUCGUGAACGCAUGCGUCCCAGGAAAAGGCAGGGAGCCGUCCGGAGGAGGGUGCAUCAAGUCAACGGACACAAGUUCAUGGCCACCUACCUGAGACAGCCCACCUACUGCUCGCACUGCCGCGACUUCAUCUGGGGUGUAUUAGGAAAGCAAGGGUAUCAGUGCCAAGUGUGCACCUGUGUAGUUCAUAAACGCUGCCAUGAGCUGAUCAUCACGAAAUGUGCGGGUCUGAAGAAACAGGAGGACACCACAGAGGAGGUGGGAUCUCAGCGCUUCAGCGUCAAUAUGCCUCAUAAAUUCAGUAUUCACAACUACAAAGUCCUGACGUUCUGCGACCACUGCGGCUCAUUACUGUGGGGCCUGCUGCGGCAAGGGCUUCAGUGCAAAGUUUGUAAGAUGAAUGUGCACAAGCGUUGUGAAAGUAAUGUAGCUCCUAAUUGUGGGGUGGACGCCCGGGGCAUUGCUAAGGUGCUGUCUGACCUCGGAGUCACUCCAGAUAAACUCUCCGGCAGCGUCCAGAGGAGAAAAAAGAUCUCUCAGGGUCCAGAUCCGCAGCCCUUACCCAUAUCCCUGCAGUCAGAAGAGGAUCGAUCCAAAUCUGCUCCCACAUCACCAUGUGACCAGGAUAUAAAGGACCUGGAGAACAUCAGAAAGGCACUUUCGUUUGACCAUCGUGGGGAAGAGCUGAAGCCAGCCUCGUCCUCCUCUCUGACCGAGGGCCUGUCAGAGGAGACAGGGGAGGCCAGAGAGAACGGAGAGGUGAAGACGCUCCAGACCAAAAGGAUGACGCUGGAAGAGUUCUCCUUCAUCAAAGUGCUCGGGAAAGGCAGCUUUGGCAAGGUGAUGCUGGCAGAGUUAAGAGGCACUGAUGAGGUUUAUGCGGUGAAAGUGUUGAAGAAAGACGUCAUCCUGCAGGACGAUGAUGUGGACUGCACUAUGACUGAGAAACGCAUUCUAGCGCUGGCCAGAAAACACCCUUACCUGACCCAACUCUACUGCUGCUUUCAGACCAAGGACCGUUUGUUCUUCGUCAUGGAAUACGUGAAUGGCGGAGACCUGAUGUUCCAGAUCCAGCGUUCGCGCAAAUUCGAUGAAGCUCGUUCCCGGUUUUACGCUGCUGAGAUGACCUCAGCCCUCAUGUUCCUGCACCAAAAUGGGGUCAUUUACAGGGAUUUAAAGCUAGACAACAUUCUGCUGGACGCAGAGGGUCACUGUAAGCUGGCAGACUUUGGCAUGUGUAAGGAGGGAAUCCUGGAUGGCAUCACAACCACAACAUUCUGUGGCACACCAGAUUACAUUGCCCCGGAGAUCCUGCAGGAGCUUGAGUACGGCCCGUCAGUGGACUGGUGGGCUCUAGGUGUGCUGAUGUACGAGAUGAUGGCUGGUCAGCCUCCUUUUGAAGCAGAUAAUGAGGACGACCUUUUUGAGUCUAUUCUCCAUGAUGACGUCCUAUAUCCCGUGUGGCUCAGCAAAGAGGCCGUCAGCAUUCUUAAAGCGUUCAUGACGAAGAGCCCCAGUAAGCGGUUGGGUUGCGUAGUAUCCCAAGGCCUAGAGGAAGCUAUUAAAGUGCAUCCGUUCUUCAAAGAGAUUGAUUGGGUUCUUCUGGAACAGAGGAAGAUCAAGCCGCCUUUCAAACCACGUAUUAAAACCAAAAGGGACGUCAACAAUUUUGACCAGGACUUCACCCGCGAGGAGCCGGUGCUCACCCCGGUGGAAGACGCCAUUAUCAAGCAGAUCAACCAGGAUGAGUUCAAGGGCUUCUCUUACUUCAGCGAAGAGACCCUGUCCUAAUACUAAAACCUCCAUCUCCUGCGCUGUGAACACUGUAAACGCCCAUGAGCUGAUCGUAGACCAUCAUUUACCAAGAAUUUGAUGCUUUAAUUUAAAAAUAGAAAGUUAGGCAUUAUAAUCUUUCCUGCUGAACCCCAUAAAA